Molecule: messenger RNA, 4197 nt
Organism: Dictyostelium discoideum AX4
Lineage: Eukaryota; Evosea; Eumycetozoa; Dictyosteliales; Dictyosteliaceae
Product: protein phosphatase 2C-related protein
Exons: 1
Coding region: 1-4197 (1398 amino acids)
Source: RefSeq, a predicted model, not a curated record
AUGGGAAUUUGGACUCAUAAUAAUAGUACAAGUACAUCACCAAAUAUAGCAUCAUUAAAUCAACAGCAACAACAACAACAACAACAACAACAACAACAACAACAACAACAAAGUAUUACAUUACCAUCAACAUUAGCAUCAGUUAAUGAAUUAUUAGAGGAAGCAAUUCAACAAAAUUAUGAAGUGAUUGAAUCAUGGAUUAGUAGUAAUCAACAACAUUUUUCAAAUGUUUAUGAUACAUUGGUUUAUAUUUAUUUAGAUCUUGAUAAUUUUAGAGUUAGUUCAGUUUAUAGAAGUCAUCCAACUUAUAAAACUUCAAAAAAGAAUCAAUGUGGUUUCACUUGUAUUUUUUCUGGUAUUGGAAAAUAUACUAAAUUAACCCAAUCAACUUUUUAUUCUUCAAAUAAUGGUAUAACUUUUUAUAAUAAUCCAAAUGUUUCAAAUUUUAUGUUGCCAAAUAAUAAUAUACAAUCUACUAAUAAUAAUAUUAAUAUUAAUAGUAAUAAUAAUAUAACAAAUCAAACUCAAUCAAUGUAUAUACCUCAAACAAAUAAUAACCAUAAUAAUAAUAAUCAUCAUAUAAGUGGUAGAGAAUCACCACAUUUACAUGAUUUUUCAUUAAAUAAUAAUAAUAAUAAUAAUAAUCAAAAUAAUAAUAAUUUAUAUUUUAAUAAUUUUAUAAAUAAUAAAAAUAAUGUUUUUGAUUCAGCACAUUUUGUAUUGGUUCAUAGUGUAAAUAGAGCAUUGGAUAGAUUAAUUAAUACAAUUAUAACACAUACAUUAGCAUAUGAUCAAGUGAUUUCAUAUAAAAGAGGUGAGGGAUUAGAUUUUCCACACAUUCAAUUAUCAAGUAAUCAACAUUUUCAAUUAUCACCAAAACAACAACAAAUUCAAUCAAGAAUUCAUAAAUUUCAACAAAGACAAUUACAACAACAACAAAAUCAAAGAAGUACAUUAUUUAAAUUAUCAAAUGAUAGUGAUUCAAGUAUAAAUAAUAGUACGAAUGCUACUACUACUAUUAAUAAUGAUGAUAAUAAUAAUUUAACAUCAGAUGAUGAGGGUGUUAGUUCGAUAUUAUUAUCAAAUGAUGAAAGUGGUGGUGUUUGUAAUAUGUCCCCUGAAUUACGUAGUUGUAGCAGUACAUUGAGUGGUGAGUCAUCACCAAGUUAUUCCCCAAUUUUGUCCAGUAAUUCAUUACAUAAUACAAUUGAUGGUUCAUUUGAUUUCUCUAAAAAAGUUGUUAUCCCUCCUAAAAAGACUUUGGAACGUUCAAAUACUUCACCAUUAUUAUCCUGUUCUUUAGAAUUUUUAGGUUCAAUUAAUACUGGUAAUUCAACUACGACAACAACUACUACUACCACUACAACCACUACUACAACAUUGGCUAAUACUUCCACAAAUUCAAUGGUUAGUGGUGAAUCAUUAUCUUCAAGUUAUUUAGUAUCUGCAUCAUCAACACCAUCUUUGUCAUCAUUAUUACCAUUAACAACAAUAACAACAACAUUACAACAAACAUUAUUACCAAUACCAACAUUGUCAUCUUCACCAUCAACUACAAAUACAAAUACAAAUACAAAUACAAAUACAAAUACAAAUAUAAAUACAAAUACACCUUUAUCAUCAUCAAAUACAACAUCAAAUGAUAAUAAUAAUAAUACUAAUAGUAAUGGAUUAUCACCAAGAUUACCAGAAAAACCAAAAGAUUCAGCAAAACCAAGUGUUAUUCAAGCUAAAUUAAUUGAAAUCUCAAGAGAAGUUGGUGAAUUACCUUCAUUAAAUAUUAGUGAAACAAAUGAUGGUAUGGGAAGUGCCUGUAUAGCAUCAUUAUAUGGUUGGGAUUUUGAAAAGAAACAACAAUUUGGUACACCAUUUGCUGACUGUUUUUGUAUUACAACCGAUGCUCAUCCAAUGAUAAAGGCAGUACUUUCAGUUGCUGAUGGCUCUGGUCAUGGUGAAGAUCCUAAAAGGGCUGCCCAAAUGUCAAUUUUAGGUGCUAAUCAAUACAUUGAAAGUUUAUUCGACCAAGAUAUUCCAACAACUAAUGAUCUUUUAACGGUUGUCGGUAAUUCAAUUUUUGAAGGUCAUAAACGUAUUAUUGAAGACGAAUAUUAUCAAAAUCAAGAAAUUCAUAUUGAACCACGUGGUGCCACUACCUUUUGUUUAGGUGUUCUCUCUAAAAGUGUAAAUGAAAAUUUAAAUAAUAGUUUAAUAAAUUCAAAUACAAAUAAUAUUAUUUCAAUGAAUCAAAAUAAUAAUUCAAAUAAUCCAAAUAAUUCAAAUAGUCCAAAUAAUAGUACAAAUGGAGUUUCAAGCUCUGAACAUGUAAAUCAUUUUAAAAGUUAUAUAAAACCAUCAAUUCAAACAAGACCAAGAAAAAAUAGUAAAAAUAAUACCACUCCAACUCCAAAUACCACCAUUGCUACCUCAACUACCGCCACCACCUCCACCACCACUAAUAAUGAUACUACUACUAAUACUAAUAAUAAUAAUAAUUCUUUAACAAAUGGUAUUGAUUCACAAUCAAAACAACCACAACAACAAUCUAGUGGAGAAUCAUCACCACAACAUUCAAGUCCAAUAAUUUCAUCACAAAGAUGUAUAUCAACAUCAACUGAACCAAUUGUUAUUCCAUUCAAAAUCAAUAGAACAACAUCAAUGGAUUCUGAAAUUUCUUCAAUUCUCUCUGAAUCACCUGAAUUGGUUGGUGGUUUCUCUUCUCAAAGAUUUUCAAAUUGUAAUGAAAAUGAUAAAUUUACACCAAGAGUAUUAGAAUUAAAUUAUAAUAAUAGUAAUGGUAAUAAUAACAGUAAUCAUAAUAAUCCAUUCCCAUUACCAGCAUCUGCUUAUCCAGUUGCUCAACCAACAUCAACAUCAACACAAACACCAGCACCAAUAACAUCAUCGAAAUCAACAUCAUUAUCACAAAUUAGAAUUGAAAAUAGUAAUCAACUAUUUCCACUACCACCACAACAACCAAAUACCAGUAAAUUAAGUUUAUCUCCACCUCCAACCCCAACAGCAAUUCAACCACCAAUUUCAACAUCAACCACAACAUUAUCAACACCAAAAAGCACUGUGCCACCAAAAUUACCACCAAACACUUUACCACCACGUCCAUCAAAUUUAGUUAUGGCAAAUUCAUCUGUAAAUAAUACUAAUAAUAAUAAUACCAAUACCAAUAAUAAUAAUAAUAAUAAUAAUAAUAAUAAUAAUAAUAAUAAUAAUAAUAAUAAUAAUAAUAAUAAUAAUAAUAACAAUAAUAAUAAUGAAAUUUAUGCACCAUGGAUAUUUGUAAUUGGAUCAGUUGGAGAUACAAAAGCAUUUAGAUGGUGUCAUAGAAAUGGUAAAAUCACAGAAAUUACCAAUAGAGCUAAGAAUAUAAAUGUUAAUAAUCAACCACAACAACUUGUAAAUAGUCAAUUAUCAACUUCAUCAUCAUCAUCGUCAUCAUCACCUUCAUCAUCGUCGUAUUCUCCACAUCAUUCUUCAUCUUUAUCACAAUCACCAUCACCAUCACCAAUUAUGGGUUCAACCUAUUAUGGAUCAUCACCAUCAUCAUUAUCUCAAAGAAAUUUCAAUGAGGCAGGUGGCCAAUUGGGUUGGAUGUGGGGUGGUGAUCAAGAUAAAAGUUGGCCAAUUGAUGCUCCCUCUUAUCCAACCAUUUCUGGAAAUGCUCAUGAUAAACUUAGAGAAGAGUUAUUAAAGGCUAGAAAUGAGAAAUGUAAACCACUUCUAACUAAUCUUCAUUUUGCAAUGGCUUUGGUUUCGCCUGGUGAUAGAAUUUUCAUAGUUUCAGAUGGUGUAUCUGAUAACUUUUUAAAUUUUGAAGAUUCAACCACCACUUCUUCAUCGCCUUCAUCGACAAAGGUUAAAAGUACAAGAGAACAAAUUGAAGAAAAUAUGACACAAUUCUUAAGUGAAUUACCAAAAGAACAACUCUCAACUUGUGAAUCAAUGUCACAAGCAAUCAUAACUCAUUGUAUAGAAAAAACUGAAGCUUUUCGUUUACUUCAAGAGGAAAUCGCCAAAUUACUUUUAAAAAUGAAAGAAAUCGAAAAAACCACAGAUUUCAUUAAAGAUCCACUCUAUCAAACUUAUAAAAAACAACAUUCUCAAAAAACUAAUGCACUCAGAAAAAUCAAAAUUGGUAAACCCGAUCACUCUUCAAUUGUAAUUUAUGAAGUUCCAAACGAAUAA